Molecule: messenger RNA, 1743 nt
Organism: Hyaloperonospora brassicae
Lineage: Eukaryota; Oomycota; Peronosporomycetes; Peronosporales; Peronosporaceae
Source: the annotation of a GenBank genome assembly
AUGGAGAACGCGGCCUCUCGCUUCGGCCAGCACCUCGCGCACACUGAGAAAAAGUACCGUGACCGGGCGCUGAAGAAGCUGACCGUCUACUUGACGGCCAAACGAGAGUGGAGUGAGCUGGAAUGGGACAAGCUCUGGAAAGCGCUCUUCUACUGCAUGUGGAUGAGUGACAAGCGGCCGGUGCAGGAAGAGCUGUCGUCGAAUUUGGCUGCGCUGGUGCACCGCAUGCCGUCCACCGACGCGGCACUGCAGUUUUUUGUGCGCGAGACAGUCGCGCUAUUGCGCGCGCAACAGUGGGACAAGACAUGGCUUUGCGCGUUUGUCACGAUGUUGUCGACGGAGAUUGUGAGCCAAUUGCCCAAUGGACUGCGGCUGCACUUGGCCGAUGUGUACUUGGCGGAGAUUUACACUGCAAGCGGCAACGACAUCACGACAGAGGCGUUUGUGACGUUGCUCGAGCCGUUCUAUACGCUGUUGAGCAGCGAGUACGACAAGAUGGUGUUCAAGCGCGUGCGGGAGUCGGUGUUUGAGGAUUUGUUGACCAAGUACAAGUGCAGACCGGAGUUGAAGAAGGAGAAGGAUGACGAUCGAGAAGAGACGGACGAAGAAGAGGGCGACGACGACGAGAUAAAGACAUUUGGGCACGUGGAUGUAGCCAAGGUGCAGCACCGCAUCUUUGUCAUUGCGUCAGCGGACGAAACGGCCGAACGCAACCGGCCAGCGCUUUACACGCUGUACAAAAAGUUUUUUUCUGCCACGCAAGUCGACUCGUUUCAGGUUGCCCAGGAAGAGGCUAGCCAGUCCAAGAAGAGCGUGAGUAAAGGAAAGAAAGAAGAGGCAGUAAAACCUCAUGUACUGGGAAAUACGAAUGAGAAUUUGGAGAUCGAGAAAACAGGUGGUGAGGACCGGAAGAAAGCAAAAAAGUCCAGGAAGCGAAAGACGAAAGAGGAGGCCGAGGCGGAUGCUGAUGCCAAGACUGUGGUCAAGGCCAGGGUCAAGCAACUUGAAGUUGCGGAAAGUGGUGAGACGCAAGACGAGCUCUCAGCGACGAAGGUCAAGAAGCAAAAGUACACCACUGAAGUGAAGGUGGAGGAAAAAGCAGUGGAUUCCCCUCGGGAAGGCACGAAGCAGAAGCAUGCUGCAGAAGUGAAGGUCGAGGAUGCUCCAACGGCUACUGCUACUGGAAAGAGUAAGAAGAGGCAGACAAAGCAGGAAGCGAAGAAAGCGGAGAACAAGAUUGUGGCGGAGGAACCUGUUAUUAUUGCACGAGGCAAGUCGUUGAAGGACGAAACCAAGGAAAAGAGUGGGAAGAAGGAGGAGGUGUUCGUCACAAAGAGCGGUAAGAAGCUUAGGCGGUGCGGUUCGUGUGGCGGUUUUGGCAAGGACUUGGUGCCAAAGGACAAGGUCAGGUGUGGCCACUGCGAACGUACGCAAAAGACAGGAAGGAAAAAGGCAGCUUUGGCUUUGAAAAAGCGGAAGGUCGAGUCACAAGCAUGGGUUGCACGAGAAGAGCAAGAGAAGGUGGAGUUGAGUAAGAAGGUGACAUUUGGCAAGAGCAAGGUACUGCGACACGAAGUCUCGAUUAAGAGGCUAAAGGCUUCAGCGAAGCGUGAUGUCGUGUCGAAGGAUAUGGAUGAGGUCAAGAGCGUGUUGAAGGUGACAAUCCCGUCGCCAGUUGCAUCGAAGAAGUUGAAAAAGACGAGCACGAGCACGAGUCGAAAGACGGCUGCGCAUUUCUUUUGA